AGCAGUGAUUUUGGGGGCUUUCUUUAUUGGAGAAGUCAAGUUCUAACGGGGAAGUCAAAAUGAAGACAACUGUUAGUUUGGCUUUAUUUGGCUUUGUGCUCGCUGUCGGCUUUUCAGUCGCAACAACUGAGAAUGCGUUGACCAAAAUGGCAGAUGCAUCUGAAGCAGAAAAACCUCGAGGUGAAGAAUACUUGAUAGAGAAUGAUGGAGAGCUCGUUGCGGAAGACCUAGAGGACGACGAUGAAGCAAUUCCUAGAAGGGGAUACGACAUGAGAGCGAACAAUGGAGAGUUCGACGAGGAAGACCUGCAGGACGCGGAUAUGGCAAUCCUUACAAGUGAAAACGACGUGGCAACCGAAAAUAAGGAGUUUGACGAUGGAGCAUUCGACAGUGACGAUGAUGGAGGCGAAAUGAGUGACGAAGAUGAAGUAGUACCAAUAGAAAAGUCAGCUGACCCCUCUCCCUAUAGACGCCAGUAUAAACCGUACAAACCGUACAAACCGAU
Stylophora pistillata is the source of this 505-nucleotide messenger RNA. RefSeq lists its product as uncharacterized. The record is from RefSeq and is a predicted model, not a curated record. Lineage: Eukaryota; Metazoa; Cnidaria; Anthozoa; Scleractinia; Pocilloporidae.